UGCUAGUUGCUAGUUACAUAUUAUUAUAUAUAGCUCAAACUUGAAUGGACGUUGCGGAUUGCGGCAAAACUAAUCUACUAUAAUUCAAUUAUAUCAAUUACUUUCACUGAAUACAUAACUUGGUUACCUACAUGAAAGUUGAAAUCAGUGUGGAAUGAACAUUCAGUUAUAGUUCAACUAUUUUAAGUGUUUAUCAUGGAGGAAAAACACAUUUUAUCAUUGGAUAUAGGAACGACAACGAUUCGGUCGUACAUUUAUAAUUCCAAAACUGAUAUCGUCGGCAAAUCAAUUGGUCAGGUAAUUCUUCACUAUCCAUUUCCUGGACAUGUUGAAAUUGAUCCUGAUGAAAUAUGGGAGUCGAUUCUAAAUGUUGUGAAGGAAUCUCUUCAAGAUGCGAAGUUAUCUGCCGGUCAUAUCACCGCAAUGGGAAUAUCGACACAGAGAAGCACCUUCAUAACAUGGUCCAAAAACACCGGGAAACCCUUUCACAAGUUCAUAACUUGGAAGGACCUAAGGGCUGAUAAGCUGGUUAAACUUUGGAAUGAUUCGUUUAUUUGGAAGAUGAUCAAAGUCGGCGCGUAUGUUCUAUACGUCGUUUCUCGAAGUUCAAGGUUCCGCGCGGGAAGUGUGUUGAAAUUCUCAAACAAUCAGACAACGCUUAGAUUAUACUGGGCGCUGCAGAAUAUACCGGAACUGAAGGCAGCAGUGGACACCAAUGACGCCAUGUUCGGGACAUUGGACACUUGGCUGCUAUAUAAGAUGACAGGUGGUAAAGUCCACAUGACAGACGUAUCUUCGGCUUCGGCUACGGGCUUUUACGACCCGUUCACGAUGCAAUGGGCAGGCUGGGCUAUGAAUCUCUUUGGUCUACCAGUGGCUGCCUUACCCCAAGUGGUGGAUACAGCGGGGGAACAUUUCACCAGCACCGAUCCCAGUCUGUGGGGACACGCCAUACCGAUAAGGAGCUGUAUAGCGGACCAAACCGCGUCCAUGUGGGGUUCGUGCUGCUUCGACGUGGGUGACGUGAAACUCACCAUGGGUACCGGUACAUUCUUCAACAUCAACACCGGAGUCAAACCCCACGCGAGCGUGUCGGGUUUCUACCCCAUCGUGGGCUGGCGGAUUGGGGAAGAAGUGGUGUAUUCGGCGGAGGGAGCGAAUAAUGAUACGGCCAGUAUUAUUAAGUGGGCGCAGAGUUUGGGACUGUUCGAUAGCCCAGAAGAUACGGCAGACAUAGCGACGUCAGUGCCCGAUUCUGAUGGAGUCUUCUUCAUACCUGCUUUCAGUGGCCUAGGGCCCCCUUACAACGACAGCGGGGCGGCGUCGGGGUUCGUCGGUAUUCGGCCGUCCACACGUCGGGCGCACCUCGUCCGCGCCGUGUUCGAGUCGCUGGCCUUCCGCACCGCGCAGCUGUGUGCGUGCGCCAGAGCCGAGACCGACUACGAGUUUGAUACUAUACGUAUAGACGGCGGUGUCGCCAACAACGACUUUGUGUCGCAGCUUAUCGCCGAUCUGACUGGGCUACGUGUGGAGAGGCCUGUACAUGUCGAGAUGUCGUCGCUAGGCUGCGCGCAUGUGGUGGGACUUCAACAAGGUAUUUUCAAAUCGAAAGAACAACUGAAGUCGCUUAGAAAGGUAGGAGCAGUUUUUCAUCCGCGGCCGCAAGUGAAAAAAGCGUACGAGGUCACAUUCGAACGAUGGAAGGACGCCGCUAAGAGAAUGUGUGGAUGGUAUACAGACAAUAAACAGACGAAUGCAGUAUCUGACACUAGCCCUUUGACGUCUCAGAAUAGCUUUAAGUUUGGGAAGCAGAAAUAGCAUAGGCUUUUAUGCUGGCUGCUCUUUAUCGUGUGCCUCAUGACAUAUAGAUGAUAUAGGUUUAAUUUUAGGGUUUGGUUGCAUAAGUGCUAUCAGGGUAUUCGGUUUUA
Messenger RNA from Aricia agestis (brown argus), 1928 nucleotides. RefSeq names its product putative glycerol kinase 5. Gene Ontology annotation, molecular function: glycerol kinase activity. Gene Ontology annotation, biological process: glycerol metabolic process; triglyceride metabolic process; glycerol-3-phosphate biosynthetic process. NCBI's taxonomy places the organism in Eukaryota, Metazoa, Arthropoda, Insecta, Lepidoptera, Lycaenidae. Bases 196 to 1818 code for a protein of 540 amino acids. Gene Ontology annotation, cellular component: mitochondrion. The record is from RefSeq and is a predicted model, not a curated record. The transcript is spliced from 11 exons.